AUGGGCUGGAUGUCAUGGGCAGCGUUCUAUUGUGAAACCGACUGCGAAAAAUUCCCGAACAGCUGUAUCAAUGAAAAACUCUAUCGUGACAUGGCUGAUCGUCUUGUUAAGGACGGAUUUCUUACUGCUGGUUACAAUCGUAUCCACAUAGAUGACUGCUGGAUGGAAAAUUUGAGGGAUGAGAAGGGACGACUCAUAGUUGAUCGUAAACGAUUUCCUAGUGGAAUAAAGAACUUGUCGAAAUAUAUGCACGAACGACAACUGGAGCUUGGAAUUUAUGAGGACAUUGGAACAAAAACAUGUGCAGGUUACCAGAAAAUGGGACGAGCACUGAACGCGACAGGUCGACGGAUGGGAUACGGUUGUGGCUGGCUGCUGUUCUUCAACACAGCCGGCUUGAAAGAUAAAGUCAACUACAAAGCUGUUAGGGCAACUUGCAAUACAUGGCGAAUCUACCUCGAUAUCGAGGGAUCGUGGAAGUCCAUUGCCGGCAUCAUUCAGUACAUGGACGAUAACCAGGAUGUGCUAGCGGCUGCUCAAGCGCCUGGAGGAUGGAAUGAUCCUGAUAUGCUCGUCAUUGGGUUGCCAAAUGUAACCUUUGAUCAGGCCAGACUACAGAUGACGUUGUGGUCUAUUUGGUCAUCACCUUUGAUCAUGUCGAACGAUUUGCGAUCCUUGAAGCCCGAAUUCCGGAACAUUUUGCUAAAUCGAGAUGUCAUUGCCAUCGAUCAGGACCCGCUUGGAAUAAUGGGAAAGGUUGUACGUAAGAGCGAAUCGAUCAGUGUCUAUGUGAAGCCGGUAACUCCCGUGCGUAAAGAUAGUACUUCCUUCGCUAUCGCGAUAGUGAAUAAGAACGAAUUGGAAUUCAGGAGUAUUCUAAAUCAAAAUAGAAAGAUGACAAGUAAAUUGAUGGGAGUUAUUGUAACGAAAGAUGAAAAGUGA
Molecule: messenger RNA, 942 nt
Organism: Angiostrongylus costaricensis
Lineage: Eukaryota; Metazoa; Nematoda; Chromadorea; Rhabditida; Metastrongylidae
Source: the annotation of a GenBank genome assembly